Messenger RNA from Solanum pennellii, 2765 nucleotides. RefSeq lists its product as uncharacterized. Lineage: Eukaryota; Viridiplantae; Streptophyta; Magnoliopsida; Solanales; Solanaceae. The coding region runs from base 142 to 2412 and encodes 756 amino acids. The transcript has a single exon. The record is from RefSeq and is a predicted model, not a curated record.
UUCCAAUAUGUAUUUAAGUACUAUUCAAUAUCUUAUUCUUAUUUUAAUUUAAUUGAAAGAAAAAGAAAAGGGUUAACAGUCCCUGGAAUUCCAAAAUCUAAAGUAGCAAUUUUCGGUAAAGAAUUACUCACGGUGCAUACGAUGGAUGCUUCCGCCGCAGCGCAGCCACCUUUGACCACCCAAUUGCAACCAUCACAUUCUCAGGUACAUAUAACUGCCGACAAUCUCCGCACGUUCUCCGACUCUCUCACCGCUUUCCAACAAUGCUUGAAUGAUCUGCAACGGCACAUGAAUUCAAUACAAACCUCAAUCAACUCUAUGCUGCUUCCCCCUCAAUCUUUACCUGCCUCAUCAUCAUCACCAGCAGUUGCAACCCCAGCCCCGGCCCUGGCCCCUGAGCCAGAAUCAUCUUGGGAAUCUGACCCCUCUGAAGACCUAGAAGAAGAAGAAGAAGAAGUCAACCAAGAGGAGAAGGUAGUGAAGGGAGAGGAAGGCGAGGAAGUGAAUUCGCCUCACUUAGAACUGAAAUUGCCUCCUUCAGAACUGAAAUCGCCUCUUUCAGAACUGAAAUUGCCUCCUUCAGAACUGAAAUCGCCUCCUUCAGAACUGAAAUUGCCUCCUUCAGAACUGAAAUCGCCUCGUUCAGAACCGAAAUUUCCUCCUUCAGAACCGAAAUCGCUUCGUUCAGAACUGAAAUCGCCUCCUUCAGAAGUGAAAUCGCCUCCUUCAGAACUGAAAUCGCCUCCUUCGGAAGUGAAAUCGCCUCCUUCGAAAGUGAAAUCGCCUCCUUCAGAACUGAAAUCGCCUCCUUCGGAACUGAAAUCACCUCGUUCAGAGUUGGAAAUCUUCUGUGAAACGAUGGACCAUUGUGGUUUGCGGAAGUAUAUGACAACACAUAUCUCAAAUUUUCGUAGACUGCGUGAAGAAGUCCAUAAGGCGUUGAGACUUUCGCCUAAUCCUGCAACCCUUGUAUUUAAUUGUAUCGGUAAGUUUUAUAUUACAGCGGGCAAGAAGUUUGCUAAUGAAUCACCUUUGGGUCGGGGAAGGAAGGCUAAAGUAUUGAUUUUGGAGUGCUUGUUGUUAAUGAUUGGAAUCUACGAUAAGGAAAUCGAGCUUGAGAAUUGGGUGAAGGAAGAGGCAGAGCAUAGAGCUUUAGCAUGGUUGGAGAGGAUGAAUUCUGAAGGAGGAAAGCCUCAAGAAAUCGAUGCCCGAGGUUUGCUCUUCUUUAUUGGGGGUUUUGGGAUUCCAGAUCAAUUUACAAAUGCGAAUAUCAGAAAUUUGAUUCAGGUAAGUAACCUUAAGUGGAGUUGUGAUGCACUCAAACGAUCAAACGCUCUCUUGGCGAAGCUUCCAGAAAUAAUAGAGGAAAUGGUGGCAAACAAGGCAGUAGUUAAAGCUGUUCAUAUUGUCUAUAGUGUUGGAAUGGAGGACAAAUUUAACCCUAGGACACUUUUAACAACAUUUAUAAGAGAGUCUAAGAAAUCAUUUGAUAACAUGAAUGGAUCACAAAGUGCACAUCAAGGGAAUAUUGUAGCAAAAGGGAAGUACUUAGGUGAUCUGAGAUCGAUCAUCAAAUGUUUGAGAAUUCAUGAGGUUGAUCCUUCAAAAGUUCUUCCAGGAUGGGAAAUCAGUAAGAGAAUAGCGAGCUUGGAGAAAGAAAUCUCUGAAUUCAAUAAGCAGAUACUACCUGAUAAGCAGAUAGCACAUGGAUCACAUAAGAGAAAAAAGGAUGGAACUGUGUGGUUGAGAAACAAAGAAGUGAAACACUCACAUCCUUCAAAUCCAUGGCCGCCACAACAUCACAGAGUUGCUAGUAAUGUCAUUAACAAUAACACCUUGUUUGAAGGUGGUGUAACUGCUGGCCACAAUUAUGAUUAUUUUAUGCCACCUUUGGUGUUGCAUGGACCUGUUGCGGGCUCAAUGCAUGAAAAUGUUGGUUAUUCGCUGGCAGGACCUGUGAGAGGUGUGGCCAUUGGUGGACCUGGAGCAGGUAUAUCAGCUAAUAGUAUUCAUGCAGGCAUGGAUGUUGUCCCACAAGGAGUUCCGUAUGCUGGAGGUCAUGGAGGGAAUCGAGUUGAUAGCAUACCCGGGCAAGUAGGAAGUCAUGCUGGUCAAUUUUAUGGAUCCGCUUAUAGGCCAUCAACGCCAAACACCAAAACCGGUGAUACUUAUAGGCCUGCACCAUUCAUGGAAAGCUCAAAGGGCUUGCCAAACACCAUACCUGGUGAUUCUAGUAGGACACCACCAUACUUGAAAGUCUCUCCGGGGUUACCAAACACCAUAUCCAGUAAUGCUUGUAGGCCUGUUCCGUACACGGAAAGCUCUAAGGGUUUGCCAAAGACCAUAUCUGGUGAUGCUAAUAGGCCAUCACCAAAACUGGAAGGCUCUAUUGCCAAAGACCAUAAAUGGUGAUGCUUAUAGGCCACCACCAUAUUUGGAAGGCUCUAUGGGGUUGCCAAACACACCUCCACCACAUCAGUUUGUUAAUACUGUUCCAGCGACUGAACUAAACCAAAGCAGUGGCUCAAAGGCAGUUGAUUCUCAUCCUUCGUCCUCCUUGUACAAGCAGAGAUAAUUUUGAGUUGGCUAGGCAUUAAUUUCUCCCUAGUUUUCGUUUCUGUAGUAUAUAAAGCCAGUCUAGAACUGAUUUUGGCAGUCUCUGGAAUGCUUGUGUUUCAUUAGCGUCUUUUGUCUUGUAACUUUGACACUUUUCUUGUGGUUUGUUAUUUUUCCUGAAUGAUAUUUUUGGUAUAACUUUGGUAAUU